AUGGCAAAGGCAAAGGCAUAUGACAGAAUGGAGUGGUCUUUUCUCCGUCAGAUGCUUUUGGCACUGGGCUUCGCUGUUGAAUGGGUAAAUCUGAUAAUGCUAUGUGUUUCCACAGUGUCCUAUAAUUUUUUGGUAAAUGGUAAUAAUGUUGGUCAGGUUGCUCCUACAAGAGGUAUUAGGCAAGGAGAUCCACUUUCCCCUUACUUAUUCAUUAUUUGUGCUGAGGGCCUCUCUUUGCUACUACAACAAGCAGAGGCUCAAGGUUCUUUUCAUGGAUGCAGGGUAGCCAGGGGUGCUCCUCCUAUCUCACAUCUGUUUUUUGCGGAUGACAGUCUAUUAUUUUUCAGAGCUAAUGCUGAAGAGGCAGGGGUUAUCAAACAGUGUCUAACUCACUAUGAGGCUAUGUCAGGCCAAGCAGUUAAUUUUCAUAAGUCAAGUGUAUGUUUCAGUAGGAACACCUCAGAAGCAGACAGGGAUGGUGUGGCAUCAGUAUUAGGUGUUGCUCAGGCACCCAACUUUGGGAAAUACUUGGGACUUCCUUCUUUCAUUGGGAGGGAAAAAAGAGCAGUUUUUUCAUACAUUGAGGAUAAAAUUAAACAAAGGAUUGGAUCCUGGAAUAAGCGACUGAUUUCUCAGGCAGGGAAGGAGGUAUUGCUUAAGAGUGUUGCCCAGUCCAUGCCCACCUUUUCAAUGAGUGUAUUUCUGUUACCAGAUUCAGUUUGCUCGUCUAUUGAACGAACAAUGAAUAGGUACUGGUGGGGCACGGGGAAUGAAAGAGGUAUACAUUGGAAGGCUUCGGACAGAUUGUGCAUCCCAAAGAAAUUUGGUGGUUUAGGAUUUAAGGACCUCAGGGCUUUCAAUCUGGCGAUGUUAGGGAAACAGGCUUGGCGAUUCUUAACAAGGCCACAAUCCCUUGUCACAAGAAUCUAUAAAGCAAGGUACUUUCCCAAAACAUCUUUUGUUGAGGCUACUUUGGGUGGUAAUCUAAGUUUCUGCUGGAGGAGUAUCAUGGCUUCCCAUGAGUUGGUCUGCAGUGGUAUACGGAGAAGGAUUGGUGAUGGGAGAUCCACUCUAAUCUGGGGGCACCCAUGGCUGCCUGAUGACCCAACCCCUAUGGUCCAGUCUUCCAUGCCCAAUGAACUUAAUGGCUCUCUUGUUUCCGGAUUAAUCGAUCCCGGCUCUAGAUCAUGGGAUAUCUCUAUUUUGGAAGACUUGUUCACCCCAGCUGACAUUGACCGCAUUAUGUCAGUUCCAAUUAGCCCACAUCAUGAAGAUUCCUGGUUUUGGUUGGAUGACCCGAAAGGGUGUUAUACAGUGAAACAAGGUUAUAGGCGUAUUAUGGGAGACAUUGCAUUUCAACCCGGGGCCUACGAUAAAUGGUUACAUCUUUGGAAGAUUAAGUGCCCUACUAAAUGGAAAAUCUUUAUAUGGAGAGCUCUAUCUAAUAUUCUCCCCACUACUACCAAUCUCAUUUUAAAGAGGGUGGAGAUUGAUCCAACAUGUCCAAUGUGUGGCACUUUUCAUGAGAGCAUCAUGCAUUCUUUAAUUUUGUGUGAAUUUUCAAGACUUGUUUGGCAUGAGAGUUCUUUGCAUAUACCUAGUGUGAUUUGUGAUGAGUUUCUUGAUUGGUUUGAGAAUGCCAUUACCAUGCUCACCAAUGAAGACAUGUUUGUUACUCUAGCAGUGUUAUAUCACAUUUGGAGGGCCCGGAACCAUGCUGUUUGGGAUGGUUUCCUUCCGACGCCGGCUCGGGUGUGGCGAGAAGCCAAUGCCGCUGCUGCUGCCUGGAGGAACGUCCACGGCUCACAGUUUCCGCACCAGCCUCAGACGCCCACGCUGCCGAUGCCUGGAGACGGGGUGCCGCGCUGCCUCUUCGACGCCGGCUUUCGGAGUCAGUCCAGAACUACCACUGUUGGAGCAGUGCUGCUGGCGGCCUCUGGCGAGUUCGUAGCCUCCAACGCUCAGCUUCCUUCUUGUUUUUCGCUCCUCAUGGCGGAAUCGUUGGCGUGUAAGGAGGUUUUGUCUUGGCUCAAAGACCGUGGACUACCGGCUGUGUGCAUUCUUACGGAUUGUUCCACGCUCAGGGACUUGCUUGUUUCGAAUACCACGGGGCUCUUUUCAUAUGUUGAUUUUUCAGUUGAAGCUGCUAAAGCUCUUAUGUUAUCUUUUGAAUUUUGUUCGGUUUCUUUAAUUCCUAGAUCUCAGAAUAGGGGUGCUCAUGCACUAGCCGCUGCGGCAUUCUCGCAGGGGGCUCCUAUGUACUGGGACUCUGUCCCUCCAAACUCUAUUGCUCAUUUGAUAUAA
Molecule: messenger RNA, 2304 nt
Organism: Ipomoea triloba (trilobed morning glory)
Lineage: Eukaryota; Viridiplantae; Streptophyta; Magnoliopsida; Solanales; Convolvulaceae
Exons: 1
Coding region: 1-2304 (767 amino acids)
Molecular function (GO): RNA-DNA hybrid ribonuclease activity; nucleic acid binding
Source: RefSeq, a predicted model, not a curated record